Brenthis ino (lesser marbled fritillary) is the source of this 210-nucleotide messenger RNA. The record is from the annotation of a GenBank genome assembly. NCBI's taxonomy places the organism in Eukaryota, Metazoa, Arthropoda, Insecta, Lepidoptera, Nymphalidae.
AUGGUAUCGCAAGUCGUAUCUCGCGAUAGAGUCGAAGUGUCGAGCGUCCCCGGACGGGUCGCCGGUCCCCGUCACCCGGUGUGCCGGCCACCUAUCUUUCAUUGCACGUACGAGGCGCGGGGGGCCGGCCGCCGCGCGGCAUACGGAGCCAUCUUGCCAGCGGUCGUCGAAUCGCUCGCGUCUCCGACACAAAACGCUAUUAAUUCGCAC